UUGGUUAUAAAGUUUAAUCCAUCCAUAUCUCAUACCAAAGAAAUGAAAAUGAUACCCAAACAUCAAAAUUGCUUUCAUUUGGUAUCCUUCCCAUUUGCAUCCCAUUAUCUUUUGCCACAAUGAAGACUACAACAACUGCAUGCUCUGACUUGAAAAAAAAGAAAAAAAAAAUCAAUUCAGUGCACGAGACUUCUGCUCAAUUCUUCGCCUAUAGUUUGUAAGAACAUAUAAAUUCCAACCAUUUUGUGCCAGAAAAUUUCACCUAACCCCAAUAACUCCCUCAAUCUACAUCCUUCUGAUCCUUUCCCUUUUCUUUCUUUUACCAUGUUUGGCCUCUGAUCCUUUCCCUUUUCUUUUACCUUAUUUGGCCGUGUAUUGAACACCAAAUGUUUGAAAAUUUGUGUUACAGCAGAUUAUUGAGAGUUCCUAAAUUCAAAUAAUCAUCAGUGCAUCUUCAUCACCCCUCUUUCCUUAUCUUAGUGUCCAAUAUGCCUUCUUGAUGUGUUUAUCUAGUUGGAAUCAAAACAGAUCAAAGAGAACAAACACAAAGUAAUCACAAGCCCACACAUCUGUGUUUUCUUUCUCUUCCCUCUCCUUAACCAUAAAUUAAAAUUUUGAGAAAGGCCCAAUUAUCCUUUCUAAGCUCCUUCCACACUUCCAAACAGACAAAGAAUUCAAUUCUGAAGGAGGAGGCUGCAGAAACAAGAAAAACGAUUUCUGGGUAUAUGAGGGAAAUGAAUUCCCUACUUUCCAUCUCCUUUGUGGUUCGAUUCGCCGUUGAAUUCCCUUGGAGCAACGAAAUCUCAACCCGGUUCGCCUGAAAAAACAAGCAGCUUGCAACAAGUCCAAUUAUCCCAGUGUGUCUUGUGUUUGUGGAGUGGUGUAUUGAUAUAACAAGUGGCAAAGGACUAAUGAUGAAUCGUCUUCAUCACCGCCCACACCGCCUGCUUCUUGAUGCAGAACCCAACUCGCCACCUGGAAGCAGAACACGUGGCUCGUAUGCCAACGAGGCGAAUUUCGACACUAACAUGCUGAUAAUCCUGGCAGCUUUGCUCUGUGCACUGAUCUGUGCCCUUGGAUUGAACUCAAUAGUGCGGUGCGCCAUAAGGUGUAGCAGGAGAUUCGCUUUUGAGACGCAGGAGGAGGCAGCAGCCCGCCUGGCUGCGACAGGGCUGAAGAAGAGAGCGCUGCGUCAGAUUCCGGUGGUGGUGUACGGUGCAGGGAUUGGUAUUCCGGCGACAGAUUGUCCAAUAUGCCUUGGAGAUUUUGUGGAUGGUGAGAAAGUAAGAGUCCUGCCAAAAUGUCACCAUGGAUUUCAUGUCAAGUGUAUUGACAUAUGGCUGGAUUCACAUUCGUCGUGUCCGACAUGUCGGCAGUCGCUGAUUGAGCAGCCGACGUCGUCGGAUGCGGCCGACGCGGAAGCCAGUUUGCAGCAUCCUGGAAAUGGAGCAGGAGGACAUGGUGAUGUGCCUGGAUCUGGAGAAGAGGUAGGUUAAUUAGCAGUAGUAUGAAAAACUCAGAACUAUAGAAUGAAAAGAGAAAAAAAAAAUUUAAAACAAAAAACAAAAACAAAUAGAGGGUGUUUAUCAUAUUUGAUUUUUGGAUUAAUUAGAUCGAGAGCCCCUCAACUAUUAACGAAUAUUACUUUAACCUCCUCAUCUAUGAAUCCGUUCAUAUUGACUCAUUCAACUAUAUAAAUUGUACAAAUACAUCACUUCUGAAAGUGAUCUAGAGGGGGUAAAAGCGAUAUAUUUCUAUAGUUGAAUGGAUCAAAAUGUACGGGUUCAUAGAUGAAGAGGGUAAAUUGAUAUUCAUAAAUAGUUGCGGGGGUCUUGAUGUAAUUAACCCUUUUUUUUUUUUUUUUGGAGAUUUGUAGUUUGUGUAUGUAAUUAUUCUAUAGAGGAAUAGUUUGGUUAUAGCAAUUAUUAUGUUGAGACCUAUUAGGAGAUUUUUUCUGCAAUAUACUAGUUUUAGUAAUGCAGAUCAAUUAAUCUGUAGUAGGGUUGGACUGAGUUUCACUAUCAAUCCCAAAGUUAAUUGGUGCUUCACUUGUA
Messenger RNA from Camellia sinensis, 2054 nucleotides. RefSeq names its product RING-H2 finger protein ATL74. Gene Ontology annotation, biological process: protein ubiquitination. The record is from RefSeq and is a predicted model, not a curated record. NCBI's taxonomy places the organism in Eukaryota, Viridiplantae, Streptophyta, Magnoliopsida, Ericales, Theaceae. Gene Ontology annotation, molecular function: transferase activity.